Molecule: messenger RNA, 2357 nt
Organism: Eupeodes corollae
Lineage: Eukaryota; Metazoa; Arthropoda; Insecta; Diptera; Syrphidae
Gene: Uba2
Product: SUMO-activating enzyme subunit 2
Exons: 5
Coding region: 169-2235 (688 amino acids)
Biological process (GO): protein sumoylation
Cellular component (GO): SUMO activating enzyme complex; cytoplasm
Molecular function (GO): SUMO activating enzyme activity
Source: RefSeq, a predicted model, not a curated record
UCUGCUUAUUUUAGUUUUUGACGCAUACGUUUACUCGUUAAUCAUUUGUAUUUUGCAAAAAACGCGGAUCAAAUAUUCACAUCGUAUAUUUUUCUAUUUUUGCAAAUUUAAUAAAUAUAUUCUGUUUAUCUCCUAACACAAUACAAACCAUACUCACAAGCAAUAAAAAUGGCUGCUGCACUGGCCGGCGUAUUUCCUAAUAGUCUUCAGGAAAAAAUUCUGCAAAGUAAAAUCCUAGUUGUUGGAGCUGGUGGAAUUGGUUGUGAGAUUUUAAAGAAUUUAGUUUUAUCUGGAUUUCCAGAUAUUGAAAUUAUCGACUUGGACACAAUCGAUUUGAGUAAUCUUAACCGGCAAUUCCUUUUCCAUAAAGAACACGUUGGCAAGUCCAAAGCCGAGGUAGCCAAGGAGAGUGCUUUGAAGUUUAAUCCCACCGUUAAGAUCAAGUCGUACCAUGACAGUAUUUUCAACACCGAUUAUGGAGUGAAUUUCUUCAAGAAAUUCAACGUCGUCCUGAAUGCUCUGGACAACAGACAAGCUCGCAACCAUGUCAAUCGUAUGUGCUUGAAUGCAGAAGUUCCUUUGAUUGAGAGUGGAACUGCGGGCUACAACGGACAAGUAGAACUGAUCAAAAAAGGAGCAACUCAGUGCUAUGAAUGUACUCCAAAGGCCACUCAAAAGACGUUUCCAGGGUGCACAAUCCGGAAUACACCCUCGGAGCCUAUCCACUGCAUUGUUUGGGCUAAACAUCUCUUCAACCAACUUUUUGGUGAGACAGCUGACGAUGAAGACAUAUCACCGGAUGUAGCAGACCCAGAAGCUGGUGGAGAAGAGGCUAACCCCGAUGAAGGUGAUGUCAAGCGUGUAAAUACCCGUCAAUGGGCUGAAGACACAGGCUACGAUGCUGAGACACUCUUCAAUAAAUUCUUCUUUGACGAUAUCAACUAUCUUCUAUCCAUGUCGAAUCUUUGGAAGACACGCAAACCGCCAACACCCCUAAAGUGGGACAGUGUCCUGCUCGAUGAGGUAAAAAAUGCCGAAAACAAGGACUUCCUUAAGCAGUACCACAAAGUUUGGUCAUUUGCCGAAUGCGCUGCAGUCUUUGGAGACUGCAUUCAAAAACUAAAAAUUGAGCUCGGCAAGUCGCCGGACAAUGAAAAGCUCGUUUGGGACAAGGACGAUCAGCCAGCAAUGGAUUUUGUUGCAGCAUGCGCCAACAUCCGGGCAUACAUAUUCGAAAUAGCUCAGAAGUCUCGAUUUGAGAUUAAAUCGAUGGCCGGAAACAUCAUUCCAGCAAUUGCCACAACUAAUGCCAUCACAGCUGGUGUUGUAGUCCUUCAUACAUUCCGAGCUUUGCAAGACGAGUUCGAAAAAUGCAAAUCGGUGUACAUGCGUUUGCGCCCGAAUCCACGCAAUCAGCUGUUGGUGCCCGAGAAGUUCCUGACCCCGCCGAACCCCAAGUGCUAUGUAUGCUCCUCUGACCCGGCUAUCCAUCUUAAAGUCGACACAAACAAGAUUAAGAUCAAGGAUUUGCGUGAUGAUAUUUUGAUCAAAUCUUUGGGAAUGGUGAAUCCAGAUGUGAUCAUAGACACAAAGGGAGUUAUAGUGAUUUCAUCGGAGGAAGGAGAGACCGAGGGCAACGAUGAAAAGACCAUGAACGAGAUGGCCAUUGUUGAUGGGGCUCUGUUGAAGGUCGACGAUUUCUUCCAGAAUUACGAGUUGAGUAUUAUUGUCAUGCACAUGGAUGCGGAGCGAGAAGGACCACUCUUUGAAGUGAUUGCCGAUGAAAGCCAACUCAAACCACAAGAUGAAGCAGCUCCAGAGAAAACCAAUGGAACGAAACGUAGUGUUGACGACGAUGCCGACGAUGGCCCGUCAACGUCGAAGAAGAGUCGCAUUGAAGUGGUCGAUGAAGACGAUGAUUUGUGUUUGAUUGAAGACGAUGAUGAUGAUAUGGUCAUUACCGAGGAAAAGGACAAUAAAACAAAAGAUUCAUCUGUUCCUGCUGCCGAAGAAAGUAACAACAAAGCAAAAGAACCAACUGCCACUCCUUCUCCUGCUAAAAAUAAUUCCCCUCAAAAGAAGGCAUCCGCUUCACCGAGUCCUGCUAAAUCAUCUUCAGCUGCAAUUAAGCGAAAACCAGCUGAGAACGAUGAAGACUCCAAUGAUGGUCCAUCAAAUACAAAACGUACCAAGCCAGAUGCUAAUGAUGACGAUGACAUUACCAUAAUUGAUUGAAAUACAUAAUUUAUCCUAAAUUUAACUUACUACAACAAAAAAAUAAUUAUUGCGUGUCCUUGUAAAUGUGAAAUACUUUUUUCUAAUAAAUUAAAAAUGAAAAAAUUGGAUACAAUCUCAAU